Molecule: messenger RNA, 1050 nt
Organism: Indicator indicator
Lineage: Eukaryota; Metazoa; Chordata; Aves; Piciformes; Indicatoridae
Gene: ISL1
Product: ISL LIM homeobox 1
Exons: 6
Coding region: 1-1050 (349 amino acids)
Biological process (GO): neuron fate specification; axonogenesis; positive regulation of transcription by RNA polymerase II
Cellular component (GO): nucleus
Molecular function (GO): DNA-binding transcription factor activity, RNA polymerase II-specific; cis-regulatory region sequence-specific DNA binding
Source: RefSeq, a predicted model, not a curated record
AUGGGAGACAUGGGAGACCCACCAAAAAAAAAACGCCUGAUUUCCCUAUGUGUUGGUUGCGGCAAUCAGAUUCACGAUCAGUAUAUUCUGAGGGUCUCUCCGGAUUUGGAAUGGCAUGCGGCAUGUUUGAAGUGUGCAGAGUGUAAUCAGUAUUUGGACGAGACCUGUACGUGCUUUGUUAGGGAUGGCAAAACCUACUGUAAAAGAGAUUAUAUCAGGUUAUACGGCAUCAAGUGCGCCAAGUGCAGCAUCGGCUUCAGCAAGAAUGACUUCGUGAUGCGCGCCCGCGCCAAGGUGUACCACAUCGAGUGUUUCCGCUGCGUGGCCUGCAGCCGCCAGCUCAUCCCCGGCGAUGAAUUCGCGCUGCGGGAAGACGGCCUCUUCUGCCGGGCGGACCACGACGUGGUAGAGCGGGCAAGCCUGAGCGCCGGGGAUCCCCUUAGCCCUCUGCACCCCGCCCGGCCGCUGCAGAUGGCAGCAGAACCUAUCUCUGCCAGACAGCCAGCUCUGCGACCUCACGUCCACAAGCAGCCCGAGAAGACCACCCGAGUCCGGACUGUCCUUAAUGAAAAACAGCUUCACACCUUGAGGACCUGCUACGCGGCCAACCCCAGACCUGACGCCCUUAUGAAAGAGCAACUGGUAGAAAUGACUGGCCUCAGCCCGAGGGUCAUCAGGGUUUGGUUUCAAAACAAGCGGUGCAAGGACAAAAAAAGAAGCAUUAUGAUGAAGCAACUUCAACAGCAGCAGCCCAAUGACAAAACUAAUAUCCAGGGGAUGACAGGAACUCCGAUGGUGGCUGCUAGUCCGGAGAGACAUGACGGUGGUUUACAGGCGAACCCAGUGGAGGUGCAAAGUUACCAGCCGCCCUGGAAAGUACUGAGUGACUUCGCAUUGCAGAGUGACAUAGACCAACCUGCUUUUCAACAACUAGUUAAUUUUUCAGAAGGAGGACCCGGGUCCAAUUCUACUGGAAGUGAAGUAGCAUCAAUGUCCUCUCAGCUGCCAGAUACGCCCAACAGCAUGGUAGCCAGUCCUAUUGAGGCAUGA